Molecule: messenger RNA, 4076 nt
Organism: Apis cerana (Asiatic honeybee)
Lineage: Eukaryota; Metazoa; Arthropoda; Insecta; Hymenoptera; Apidae
Product: prolyl endopeptidase
Biological process (GO): proteolysis
Cellular component (GO): cytosol
Molecular function (GO): serine-type endopeptidase activity; oligopeptidase activity
Source: RefSeq, a predicted model, not a curated record
GUAUAUAUUACGUGUAAAAAAUUCAUAUCAUGGCUCUAUUUGUAAUUGUUGAUAUGUUUGCAAAUUCAUAUAAAAUUCAAACUAAAUUUUAUAAGAAUUUGUUCAAAUUCGCAGUUAGUAAGCACUCUCAAUUUGUUCGGGCAUUGGCUUUUUCGACUGUGAAAGUGUUUGAUCCUACGGUACAAAAACGUAUAAAUAUAAAUAAAAAAAUGGAAAAAUUACAAUACCCUGAGGCAUAUCGCGAUGAAAGUAUUAUCGAUAAUUAUCAUGGUAUUGAGGUUCAAGAUCCAUAUAGAUGGUUAGAAGAUCCUGAUUCUGAAAAAACUAAAGCAUUUGUUGAUGCUCAAAAUUCUAUCACUACACCAUAUUUAACUUCAUGCAAGGCACGUCAAGAUAUUCAUGAUCGAUUAAAACAAUUAUGGGAUUUUCCAAAAUAUUCAUGUCCUGCUAGAUAUGGAAAUAAAUAUUAUUUCUAUAAAAAUACUGGCUUACAAAACCAAAGUGUUCUUUAUGUACAAGAUACAUUGGAUAGUGAACCUAGAGUAUUUUUAGAUCCAAAUACUUUAUCAGAAGAUGGAACCAUUGCAAUUACUAUCAGUAAAUUUAGUGAAGAUGGUAGCAUAUAUGCGUUUGGUUUAUCUGCUAGUGGAUCUGACUGGUGUACCAUUCAUUUUAUGAAUACAGAAACUGGUGAAAAAUAUCCAGAAAUUUUAGAAAAAGUUAAAUUUUCUCCAAUAACAUGGACACAUGACAAUUGUGGAAUCUUUUAUGGUUGUUAUCCAGACCAAAAAGGUAAAACUGAUGGUUCAGAAACAGAAGGUAAUCGAGAUCAAAAACUGUGUUACCAUAUUAUUGGUACACCUCAGUCAGAAGAUAUUAUAGUAGUUGAAUUUCCUGAAGAACCUUUAUGGAGGAUAGGUGCACAAGUUUCUGAUUGUGGAAAAUGGUUAAUUGUCACACCUGUAAAAGAUUGUAGAGAUAAUUUAGUUUAUUUUACGGAAUUAAAGCCAGAGAUGAAAAUAAGGGAAAAAUUACACUUAACUCAAGUAGUUGAUAAACUUGAAGCUGAUUAUGAAUAUGUAACAAAUGAUGAUACAAAGGCAAUAUUUCGGACUAACAAAAACGCGCCAAAUUAUAAAUUAAUAGCUAUAGAUUUAUUGGACUAUAAACAAGAAAAGUGGGUUGAUCUUUUACCAGAACAUCCUGAUAAUGUAUUAGAUUGGGCAUGUGCAGUUGAUGGUGAUAAAUUUGUAGCUUGUUAUAUUGAACAUGUUAAGAACAUUUUACAAUUACAUAGCUUAAAAAGCGGCGAUAUACUUAGAACAUUUCCUCUUGAUGUUGGUACAAUAGUUAAUUUUGCAGGACAAAAAAAAUAUUCUGAAAUAUUUUAUCAAUUUAAAUCAUUUUUAAUUCCUGGUAUUAUAUAUAAAGUUGAUUUGAAAAAUGAAGAAGAACCACAAGUAUUAAGAGAGAUUAAAGUAAAAAACUUUGAUCCCAGUUUGUAUAAAACUAGUCAGAUAUUCUAUACAAGUAAAGAUGGUACAAAAAUUCCAAUGUUUAUAGUAAUGAAACAUGAUGCAGUUUUGGAUGGUUCCAUGCCGGCUUUAUUAUAUGGUUAUGGAGGCUUUAAUGUGAGCAUUCAACCGACAUUUAGCGUUACAAAGCUGGUUUUUGUUCAGCAUUUAAAUGGAGUACUUGCUGUGGCAAAUAUUCGUGGUGGCGGAGAAUAUGGAGAAAAAUGGCAUAAUGGUGGACGAUUCUUUAAUAAACAGAAUGUAUUUGAUGAUUUUCAAACUGCUGCUGAAUAUUUAAUUGAAAACGGUUAUACUACUUCUUCAAAAUUAAGUAUUUUAGGUGCCAGUAAUGGUGGUUUAUUAAUUGCUGCAUGCAUAAAUCAAAGACCUGAUCUUUUUGGUGCUGCAAUUGCUCAAGUUGGAGUAAUGGAUAUGUUACGUUUCCAUAAAUUUACUAUUGGUGUUGCUUGGGUAUCUGAUUAUGGUAGUUCAGAUGACUCGAAACAUUUUGAAAAUCUUAUAAAAUAUUCCCCAUUACAUAAUGUAAGAGUUCCAGAAAAUGGACAAUAUCCUGCAACAUUAUUGUUGACUGCCGAUCACGAUGAUCGGGUAGUACCAUUACAUAGUCUAAAACUUAUCGCUACUCUACAGUAUACAUUAGGAAAAUUACCGCAACAAAUGAAUCCCUUAUUAAUUAAAAUAGAGACUAAAGCUGGACAUGGUGGUGGAAAACCAACCAUGAAAGUGAUUGAAGAAAGUACAGAUAUUUUAGCAUUUAUUGUGAAAUCAUUGGAUUUAGAAUUCAAAUUAUAACAUAUAUUAAGAAUAUUAACAUUCUUACAUUUGAUACUAUGCAUAAGUCUUUUAAUAUAAUUCAUAAACUUUUUUUUUUGUAUUUUGUCCUGCUUCAAUCAUUAUCUUUAAUUUAUGUUGAAUAUACACGCAUAAUAUCAUUAACAUGUCAAAUAGAGAAAAAACGGAAAAAACUAUUUUAUUUUUAAUAUUAAAAAGCAGGAUUAUUUUUAAUAUUUAUAAUUGGAAAACUAUUUUCACAUUAUUAUUAUAUAUAUUAUGAAAUACAGAAGAAUGUUUUUUAGUAAAUUAUUUUAUAAAAAAAAUUUUUAUUCUAUGAAAUAAAAAAUUUAUGUAAUUUACUAUAAUCUAUUUUUCAAGAUAUAUAAAAAAUUUAAACUAUGUUUUUCAAUUUAUUCUAUUGUCUUUUAAAAUUCAAUAAUUAUGUGAAUAUCUAAUUAUGUAGAUUUUUUUAUUAAAUAUUAAAUAAUUAAAUAACAAAAAUAAAUAAUUUUUUAUUAUUAACAUUUUAUUAUUAAUAUUAAAAAAAUUUAAAAGGAAAAUAUUUUGAAAUACCACAGUACAUUUUUCUUUGCAAUAUUUUAUUACAAUAUAUUAUUACAAUAUAUUAUUUAUGUAUAAAGUUUAUAACAGAAACUAUAUAUAAAAUUUAACAAUAUGUAUAUUUUUGCUUUUAAUAUCACAAUUAAUAUGAAAUUUUUAAAUGUGAUGUUAUUUUUAUUUUUUAAAAAUUAAUAAUUUAUUAAUAAAAUUUCGAUAUUUUUAAAACAUUUAGGAACUUUAGGAUUACAAAAUUUUCUUUUUUACAAUUUUGUUUUCGUAGAUUUAUGUUUCAUAAAAUUACAUUUCAAAUGAUAUAAAGUUUUUAUAAUUUGAAGCAAAAUUUGCAUACAAUAUAAAUGAAUGAAACUAAAUUUUUUUAUUUUAAUUUGAAUAUUCAUUUAAUAAUAAAAACUUAUAAUAUUAAAAAUAAAUAUAAUAUAUUUUAUUUCUACAUAUUUUAUAAUAUUCAUGUGUAAAAAAUUAUAUCUAUAUUAUAAAUAUCAAUGUCCCAAAGGUAAUUAUUGAACAAUUUUUAAUAUAAAAGCGAUGUGAAAAUUUGAUAUUUCUUAAUACUAAAAAAUCACAUAUGUGCAAUACCCUGAACACGAUUAAUUGAAGACUGGAUGUAAUAAAAGCUAUAUAUAUAAAAAAACUUUUUCAUUAGAUAUUACUUAUUGAUAAAAUAUAUAAAAAUUAAUUUUUCUACAUAUACUAAAUUCUGAUAUCUUUUAUAUAAUAAUAUUUUAAUAAAUAAAAAUAUUAUUUAUUAACGUAAAAGAAAGUUUUAUAUCAUAAAAGAUGAGUCAGUUUCAUCAUAAUAUAACAUAUUUUACUUAUACCCUUUUCCAUGCCCAAUCUUCAAUUAUGGCACGUGAUAAUUUUUAUACAAUACUCGAAUGUAAACGAAAUAUUUGAUAUUGAUAUUUGUGAAUGUAUUUGAUAUUUAGUUUAUAAGUUCGUCACAAUAAUUGAUGGUCUAAAUUAGUAGUGAAUAGGGCGGUAAAAAACUGUGAAAAUAAUUUACCCAUAUAUUGUUCUUCUUUUACUGGCCACAUACCCUCCAUGAAACCAAUAUGCCCGCCACGAGAUGUUACAACAACAGCUAUUUUUUUAGUUUGUGAUAUUUCCUUCAAUGGUAUGGCUAAACAACAUUGAUAAGAAUUAUCAAUAUGUAUUAAUAAAAUUAUCUCAAAUAAUCACAAAUAA